AUGGUUUCCUCAACUACAUUUUGUCUUCUUGUUGCAACAAUCGUGAUGACAACAUACGGUCGAACAGUACCUGGACCUGAUCAAUUAUUCCCUUUAUUGUUUCAAUCAGUUGGUACAGAUGAAAAUAAUAUGAUGCCUCCAUCCAGUGGUCAGAGUAGAUUGAUACAUGUUAUUGAACAAAUCAUCAAAUAUGUUUCAUCGAUAAAAUCCAGUGAAAAUUUUAUUGAAAAUAUUGUUAGUGGUCAAAAAGAUGUAGCUGACAAAAUUAAAGUACUUACAUUUUUAAACAAAUGUUUUGAACUUACUCAUAAAGUUAUUCAACGUGAAAUUGAUCGUAUGUUAGGAACAUCAGAAACAAUGAAAAAAUCCUCAAUUCCAUCACCAUUUUCAUUAGAAGAAUUACAACAAGCCCAAGUUAAAAUUAAUGAUUUACUUAUUAAAAUUGAAAAACGUAUGGAUACAUUAAAAACAUGGAUUCCACCAACAAUGCCCUUUCUUGGCUUCUUCUAA
This is a messenger RNA of Adineta steineri, 510 nucleotides long. NCBI's taxonomy places the organism in Eukaryota, Metazoa, Rotifera, Eurotatoria, Adinetida, Adinetidae. The record is from the annotation of a GenBank genome assembly.